This is a messenger RNA of Pelobates fuscus (common spadefoot toad), 2704 nucleotides long. It is a transcript of the gene CCDC142, whose product is annotated as coiled-coil domain containing 142. The record is from RefSeq and is a predicted model, not a curated record. Bases 172 to 2532 code for a protein of 786 amino acids. NCBI's taxonomy places the organism in Eukaryota, Metazoa, Chordata, Amphibia, Anura, Pelobatidae. The transcript is spliced from 11 exons.
CUUCCGGUACGUGGUUGGAGCGCAGCGUGCGUUCCACGUGAAAAUCUGAGCUCUAACUGCAUCCGCGAGUCGAACGGUUACCAAGAUGGAGUUUUGGAUCUAUUUAACAUGAAGUCCACAUAUUUAGCAUUGUUCUAGCUUAGAUCAGUGAGAGCAAAGGCAUCUGGAGAUAUGUCCAAGCAAACAGAAGAUGUGAAAUGGUUGUCCAGCCUUUCCAGUUCUCCUGUUCUGUUAAGCCUUGGGCCCACGUACCAUUUUGGUGAAGGUGCUACAGGUUUUGCCUCAGAUUUCAGUAGCUCUCAGCCAGGCGAUGUUUACAACUUGUUGGAUCAUGAACUUCUCAAUGCCAUACUCAGGUGUUCUCCUACUGUAAGUCAAGGGAUCUGUACGAGUUCAUAUUUAAAGCACCUGGUCUCCCUCACCCUUCAGCGACAAAUCCUUUCCUUGACAAGGGAUUUCUCUGUCUCUUUGAAGAGUACAAAUGAUUUAAUUCUGCUAUUGUGCGCUCAGUUGCAGCAGCGAACCAUUAAGACAGCAGAACUUCAGCAGCUGUGCAUGGGGCUGCGGGAUCAGAUACGCCAUACUGCAGCAUUUCAAAAGAAAGUUAGUGGGAAUUGCUGGCUGCGCCUUAAAUCGUCUACUGUACUUCAGACCACUAGAGAUAUGCAGAGGAUUCUGACCCAGCGCUGCGUCCAGGCUGCACUUCUCACAGAACAAUGUGUAGAGUCUGUUUUGAUCUGGGUUUCGAGUGGACCCAUGCAAGAUACAGGAGAGCUUGCCCAGUCUCUGACUGUCUACAACCAUGUGGUAUCGGAGGUCUGGAAGUGGUCAGACCCGUGGAAGAGACCAGAAAUGUUCCCACUGUCCAGAGUUGUUGCAUUGCUUGCUGAGAAGAGGGGCCUAGCUCUGGCACAAGUAUUCUGCCGUUCUCUGUGUCUACAAGGUGUGGACAUUGGUAUAAGAAGUGAGAUGGGCCAUGCAGCUCAAUGGCAGCCCUUUGUUGGGUCUGGUCAAGCAUUAGUCACUCUCAUUCAGGAAGACUGGUUUCAAAUAUCCACUCUUUUGCAGACAUUUGUAUGUUCUGACCCAAGCAUGUGGCAUCCCAGUCUAAACAGGCCUACGUACAAUGUUCAUGGCUCAGACAUGGAUGUGUCUGCAUCCUAUUCUUAUCACCUGUGGCCAUCAGUUUGCACUCACAUUUAUGGUGCUUUAUAUGAAGGAUUGAGACAGUCAGAGUUGCUCCCAGCCUUGUCAGCAUGUGGACAGGCUGUAUCUCUGCAGGUGAUCAAUACUCUGCAUGAUGUAUUGGCAUCAGCCGCAGUACCGGAGCAGUGCCGACUGGAUUACCAAAGGCUAUUCGCUUGUCUCCUCUCUACCUGCGUGUUUAUCACCUGGGAUCAAAGGGUUUGUCAGGCUCUGAGCUCCGCCAUUAAUGAUAAAUGUGUAGCACAGAGCUCCUCUGAUGUAUAUAGCCGAACAGCCGGGAUUCUGAGCGAUGUCUGCCACCAGCUUUCUCUUACACUUCAUAGACCAGCCGUACUGGGUUCCAUGGCUGAAGACCUGGUUCUCAGUCGAUGUGUAGUCUCUAUACAGCUCUGCAGUCUGUGGCUGAGAUCUCGCACUCAACAUUGCUUAUCCACAGGAGCACUUGGCAACUUAGUGCUGCUUACUCACGGAGACAUGCCUGCCUUGCAGAAAGAGUCCAUGAGACUUUACAUUCCAGAUACUGAAACCGAAAGCAAGAAAUGGCUCCAAAGCCACAAACUUCGUCUACAGAUCCAUGCAGCAAGAACCAACAUGGAGGAUUUGGCAGUCUCUCUCCCUCACUCGCUGGGGUUGGCAUGUGAGCGACAUGCUAGUCAGGUUUUCCAGAAAAUGAUGCCAUGCGGCCGUCACUGGCGUGGCAGGUUCAACUCUGAUUUAGGUAUCACUCCUAGUGAUUAUGCCAUCUUUGCCAAUCAAACUGUGCUGACCCCAGUUCUGGAUGGAAUGAACAUGAUGACUGUGGAUCGACAGAUCUGUGUGCUGUCUGUAACCCUCACUAGAUUCAUGGAAGCCUGGAUGGGACACAUCCUACGGGAAAAACUCCGCUUCAGCCUGCAGGGAGCUCUUCAGCUGAGAUGUGACUUUGAGAGUGUUCGUGGUUUGCUGCGGUCUCCAAGUUCAGGGCUUCCUUUAGAACUGAUUGAAGUUGCCUUGUCUCUCCCCGUGUUCCAGCAGUCAGAGAAUGCCAUCAUGUGUCUCCUGCAGCAGCCGUCUCGCAAGGCUUACCUUCCGUCUCGUACUUGCCCCCUUCUGUUGUGCUGCCCUCUGCCCUGCCGAGCAGCCGUGGAGACCAUGUCUGACAGCCUGCAGAGUCUAGACAGCCUAGAACGCAGAGCGUGGUCAACGCGCCGUUCUGCCAACUUGUCGCAGCACAGCCAUGACUCCUACCUACCUCACAGUCAGCAGCAAUGGCUGUCUCUGCGUGUGCACAAACGCUGGGAUGGACUGCGUGUACCUUGGGAAGGCCAGGAGAUGUCGGCUAGCUGACAGGCUGCACCCAGGCAAAUGCCAGCAGGGGAUCUAUGUUAACAUUACAGUAAGGGUUAUUCUAAAUGGCCAACAGGUUCUGAAACCAAUCUCAAUCACGAGACCUCAUCCAAGACAGAAGGAAUUCUGAGAGCCAGGUUUGUCUCAUAGAGGGAUUAUAAGUGAUGGGAGA